CGCCCUUCUAAGGAUUCUCCUUUUAAAUGUGGUCGGACAGUCAAGAUUUUGGAGCGGAUUUCUACACAAGUGUUUCCCCGCAGGAAACUCUCUGUCCUGGCUGGAGAUAUUCAGUAGUCAGUCGUCUCUUUGAAGCAUAUUUGGCUCAGAAGAAACUCCGUGCUCAUGGAACUGGAGGAGAAACCGAAAUACGGCGAGCCGAGGAAGUUCGACCCGACGUUCAAGGGCCCGAUCCAGAACAGGGGCUGCACGGACAUCGUGUGCUGCAUCCUCUUCGUCAUCGCCAUAGUGGGUUAUGUUGCCGUGGGAAUACUCGCCUGGUCCCAGGGCGACCCCCGGAAGGUGAUCUACCCCACAGACAGUCGAGGCCAGUUCUGUGGGCAGGCUGGCACCCCCCUCGCGUGAGGACAAGCCUGUGUUGUUCUACUUUAACAUCAUGAAGUGUGCGAGCCCGAUGGUGCUGCUGGAGUUCCAGUGUCCGACCACACAGAUGUGCGUGGAGAAGUGCCCCG
Messenger RNA from Etheostoma cragini (Arkansas darter), 512 nucleotides. Its product is annotated as choline transporter-like protein 2. Gene Ontology annotation, molecular function: choline transmembrane transporter activity. Gene Ontology annotation, biological process: choline transport; transmembrane transport. The coding region runs from base 166 to 405 and encodes 79 amino acids. NCBI's taxonomy places the organism in Eukaryota, Metazoa, Chordata, Actinopteri, Perciformes, Percidae. The transcript is spliced from 6 exons. The record is from RefSeq and is a predicted model, not a curated record. Gene Ontology annotation, cellular component: membrane.